Messenger RNA from Gryllus bimaculatus (two-spotted cricket), 1261 nucleotides. Lineage: Eukaryota; Metazoa; Arthropoda; Insecta; Orthoptera; Gryllidae. The record is from the annotation of a GenBank genome assembly.
GAUAAAGGAUCAUCCAUACUAUCCAUUCGACCUGGAAUAUUGAAGAAUAGCACCACUUUGCAUCCUAUGCGUCAAUAUAUAGAUUAUUGUCAAGAGUUUUAUUGUAGUGUUAUUGUGAAGAAAGAAUACAUGAAUACAUAUUGCGUCUAAAACGUUACAUAUUGAAAUUAAAAAUAAAUUCCUCCCUAAGACUGUCAGAGUUUUACAUUGCUAUUUCUCUCUCCUAAUGUAAUGCUAUAAUAACAAAUUUCAAGCCCAUUUUUAAAUUAACAGAUCUGUUCAAAAUAUUAGACGCAGUAUUCAGUUUUUAAAGAAUUAUAUUUAUUAAUCAACAAUACACUCUGAACCGCGUAAGUACCUACACCAAAUUAAUUUUAAUGACUUGUCUUAUACAUUUGAAAUUAUUGAAACAUACAUUUCUCAAAUUCAAUAAAUAAAACAUAUUUAAAUUACAUAGUUUUAAUAUAACACACAUGAUCGCGUCGUAUCAAGCACUACGUUUUGGACGAUCUUAGCUUGAUGGCAGGGUACGCCGAAGUGCAUGAAUACGUACGGGCGUUCAUUAAACUAGAUUCCUACCUGUGGCAGUAGUUCUUCCUUACUAAGUUUUAAGUACCGGUCUUGUUGCAUCGUUCCAUCUAAAUAGUAUGCCAGAACCCAUGGAAGACUUUAUGCUUCACACCUUAAGCAAUGUUGGAAGUUUAACAGUUUGUUCGACACAUUUAACUACGAACGUCUCACCAAAUUGACGUCGAACGUAUCUGGAUAAUAUUCGUCAGAUGUAGAGAAACAUGAUUCAUCACUAAAACGAUUUUCUCCCAGACUUCAUACGUUCAGUAUUACAGGCUUCGUGCUCAUUCGAUGCGUUUGCAGGUGCAAUUUUUGUUCUUUUCCUGGUUCUUUGUGAUAUUAUGCCCUUUUCAUAGAGAAUUAUUGUCCCUCUUCCUGUGGACAGGGCCGGAGCAAGGCAAUUUUGGGCCCGAGGCAAAGGUGAAACGAAGGCUCCCAUCCCCUGAAAACAACUUAAAAAGUGAAAGUUGCAUCAUGAAACUUGAGUUACUUUAUUUCAACAAAGGUUAUAAAUUACGUUUAAGCUAUGAUUUUUUUAAAUAUAGUUUAAAUAAUAGUUUUAUUUAAAAGUAUUUAGUGAUCAAAUAAUACAAUUUCUAUACUGAGCUUAAAACCCUAAAAAUGUUAUGUGUAGUGUUUAAUAAAAUCCUUUGUUAAAUACAUUAAUUAAUAAAUAUUAAUUUCAACUCUA